Molecule: messenger RNA, 1091 nt
Organism: Maylandia zebra (zebra mbuna)
Lineage: Eukaryota; Metazoa; Chordata; Actinopteri; Cichliformes; Cichlidae
Source: RefSeq, a predicted model, not a curated record
GAUUUGUGAGGAUAAACACUUGUUUAAAUAGAACAAAUAAAAAAAUCAUCUUUAGAUUUACUCAUCUAAAGGAGUGAGCCAAAAUAAAAAUGUUUGGAUUAAUUCCAAAGUGGAGGUUAUUUAUAGACCCUUACCAUCCCUCAAGAGCGCAUUUCCAGUGUGGGGCAAAGCUGAAACGAUAAGAUAUUUGGCUUGUACACAUACCAUAUGUGUUUCUUAGCAGCCAGUUAAUUCAUUAAGGCCAGUUUUUAACGUCCGAGCAUUACCAGCACGUCCAAGUUUGAGCAGUUUGAGCAGGUGAUACGAGGGUUUCACUAGCUGUCAGUUUUGUACGCUUGCCCGUGGGAAAUAUAAUUCUGAUUGUUUCGUCCUAUAUUAUAGAACACCGUGAGACUUUGGUUUCGUGUUUAUCUCAUGCCAGCUGUUACAUGUCAUUUGGAAUCCUUCCAAACGCCUAUAGCAUUAUCUUGAAGGGGGGCUGGGUGUGCCUAUGUUCCACUGCAUCCAUAAAACCCCUCCGUUUGCAGCGAACACGGCAUUGAACUUGAAAAAAAAAAGUCCAGAGGAAAGAUGAGUCUUUCUGCUAAGGACAAGGAGAUAGUCAAGGCCUUUUGGGCUAAAGUGUCGGGAAGGGCGGAUAACAUUGGCGGUGACGCUGUUGCCAGGAUGCUGACAGUGUACCCUCAGACCAAGACUUACUUCUCCCACUGGAAGGACCUGAGCCCCAGCUCUGCCCCAGUGAGGAAACACGGAGGAAUGGUGGCAGCUACAAUAACCGAUGCUGUGAACAAAAUCGACGACCUGGCAGGGAGUCUUCUUACCCUCAGUGAGCUGCAUGCUUUCACUCUGCGAGUGGACCCUGCAAACUUCAAGAGCUUCCAUGAUGACUUUUCCAUGAGACGAAACCCUUGGAUUUGAUGUGAUGGCAGCAGCAUUGUAGAGGUUUCCAAAUCCACCGAAAUACCUCUGAGUCCAGGGGUAGACAAUCAGACACCUGCGGAAACAGAAAAUUUUAAAUAGCUCACAAUUACUAAAGAAGAGUCAUAUAUAGAGUCAUAUAAUCUUGCACAUUCUUUAAGGGAGAAACAUGG